Diatraea saccharalis (sugarcane borer) is the source of this 276-nucleotide messenger RNA. The record is from the annotation of a GenBank genome assembly. NCBI's taxonomy places the organism in Eukaryota, Metazoa, Arthropoda, Insecta, Lepidoptera, Crambidae.
AUGGAAGAUCUGUCGUAUACUAACUCAUUCUUACGGAAGACGCUUCCCGGAUUUUCCAUUAGAUUUGCAUCCCCGGAGGCGGUGAAGACCGUCUGGAACGAUUCGGCGCCGGUGACCAGGGACGAGGAAGUAAAACUGCCGCCCCACGAGCAACCAGACAUGAUAGUCGCGGGAAACGAGCCUUCAUUAAGCUUACCUAAACCAUUGAAUAACCAAGAGAAACAUGAAUUACUAGCUGUUUUCCUGCACCUCGCCCACGUAGAUUAUAGCAUAUGA